This is a messenger RNA of Psammomys obesus (fat sand rat), 1920 nucleotides long. RefSeq names its product BRO1 domain and CAAX motif containing (gene Brox). The record is from RefSeq and is a predicted model, not a curated record. Lineage: Eukaryota; Metazoa; Chordata; Mammalia; Rodentia; Muridae. The transcript is spliced from 12 exons.
GCCUCCCCAGGCGGCCCGGGCCGCCGUCGCUACAAUGGCAUCCGGCCUGGGCGUGGGGGGCCUUACGCCACAUCCCUCCCUCCUUAGGGCCCGGGCAGACGCUCGAGAGGUAAGAGCAGACGAAGUUUAGAAAAUAUAGACGGGCGGAGCGAGCCGAGAGGACCGCCACAUCCGCCCUCCAGACGCGCUCGGCCGCCUCCGCCGCCGUCACGGCCUCCAGUCACGUGGCCCCCGCUCUCGGCAAGCCCAGCUUCCGGCCGCUCUAGCCCAGUUGCCUCGGUGCUACCAGCGCCUUCCUCGUCUCUCUGGCGGACUCCGUCCCCCUUUCCCUCGGCAGGACAGUGGCGUCGAGGUCUCUGAGCUCCCCGAACACAUCUUGAGAAAAUGACCCAUUGGUUUCAUAGGAACCCAUUGAAAGCUACAGCUCCCGUGUCUUUUAACUACUAUGGCAUGAUCACUGGUCCUCCUGCUUCAAAGAUUUGCAAUGAUUUGAGAUCAUCCAGAACUCGGCUCCUCGAAUUGUUCACUGACUUGAGCUGUAAUCCAGAAACAAUGAAGAAUGCAGCAGACUUGUAUUUCUCACUUUUACAAGGUUACCUUAACCUGCUAAGCCAAGUAAGCUUUAUAACACUGUCAUCAGAAUCUAUGAUUUCUUAAUGUAAUGAUUUCAUUCUUAAUUCCAGUGCCCAGCAGGAUGCUGUAUUUGAACUGAUUUCUAUGGGAUUUAAUGUAGCAUUAUGGUAUACGAAAUAUGCUUCAAGAUUGGCUGGAAAAGAAAACAUAGCAGAAGAUGAAGCAAAAGAAGUCCAUCGAAGCCUAAAAAUUGCAGCUGGGAUUUUUAAACAUUUAAAGGAAAGUCAUAUACCCAAACUUCUUACACCAGCGGAGAAGGGACGGGACUUAGAGGCUCGGCUCAUAGAUGCUUAUGUCUUUCAGUGCCAGGCUGAGGCUCAAGAAGUAACAAUUGCCCGAGCCAUUGAGCUGAAGCAUGCUCCAGGACGGAUUGCUGCGCUCGCAUACGAAACAGCCAGUUUCUACCAGAAAGCAGAUCAUACUUUAUCCAGUUUGGAGCCUGCAUACUCUGCCAAAUGGAGAAAAUACCUCCACUUGAAGAUGUGCUUCUACACGGCUUAUGCGUAUUGUUACCAUGGCCAGACUCUGCUGGCUAGUGAUAAAUGUGGAGAAGCAAUCAGGUCUCUCCAAGAAGCAGAAAAAUUGUACACAGAGGCAGAAGCCCUAUGCAAAGAGUAUGGGGAAACCAAAGGACCAGGACCAACGGCCAAGCCGUCAGGACACUUGUUCUUUCGGAAGCUCGGAAGCCUUGUGAAGAACACGCUGGACAAUUGUCAGAGAGAAAAUGGGUUCAUUUACUUUCAAAAAAUUCCAACAGAAGCCCCACAACUGGAACUCAAAGCAAACUAUGGGCUGGUAGAGCCUGUACCUUUCGAAUUUCCUCCUAUGAGUGCUCUCUGGACACCAGAAGUGUUGGCUGCAUUUGAUCUCACCAAGAGACCCAAGGAUGACAGUGUCAAACCCAAACCAGAAGAAGUGAAACCUGUAAAAGAGCCAGAUGUGAAACCUCAAAAGGACACCAAGUGCUCUGUCUCUUAGGAGUGGCGCUCACUUAGAAAUCUCUGUUAGUCCAUAGAUGAACUGUGGAUUCAGUUCACUUUUUCUCAUUUCACUGAAGCCCAUAGGAUAACUAUUAGCUUCAGAGGGACUUGGCCUUCAGUUUAUUUAUUCUUGAUUUUUAACAUAAAGGUAUUAAAUGCUUUUGUUUGGGGGGGCCUAUGUUUUUAAUCAGGACAACAUUUGAAAGGGUUGGUUUUUAUGCCUCUAAUGAAUGUAUGUGGAGAUUGAACCUUUUAAACUCUAGAUAGUAAGUUUCAUAUUAAUGUUUUUCUAUCUUCACAAAAAUGU